UUAUUUUAUGACUACAACAUGCCUCCAAAACAUCAGCAAAACAUUUGGUUAAAUGUAGGCAGUAAAUCGAAUAAGGAGACCCCUGACUAUUGCCUGUUUUUUUAAGCCAUUAUUUAUGUUAAAGGUUCCAGAAUGGCCUGUGUUCACACACACAUUGCUUACAAUGCUAGCCCACGUUAUUCUUGACCCUCCCUUCCUUCCUUUUCUUGGUGCAGCCUACCGAUAGAAAACGCCCACUGUGGGUUAAAGAGGCCAGAGCAGUGGUGUAAUACUUAGAAAAAAAAUUGCUUUAGCGGCAACUCACGGAUAGCCUCUCAGGCGACCAGUCCCUGCUUAAGGAUAAAGACAUCAUACGUGGACUCCAUUUGCUUGGAGACAGAAGCUUAAGGAUGUGUGUCUGUAGAUGGCUUGCAAUGCUCCUCCUUCCCUCGGUCCUAGACGCAGCUACCCCUCACCCUGCUUCCACCCUAUCACAGCUCCAUUUUCAACCCCCCAAGCCUGCAUCCCUUCGACCUAGCAUCUCUCCUGCUCUUCCAUCCUCUCUACUUCCCCCUUCCCACAGCAGUUUGUUGCAGGGCCAAGACUUCAACAGCAAACAGCAAUGCACCCUGAUGAUCUCACCGUCUGAACUGGUGGUCAGGUUUGGGGAUCCACUGUUUGCUAACUGCUCCAUAGAAAUGAUGGAGGGUCCUCUAGGCUGGCUUGUUGAACCGGACAAACAAGAGUUAACACUAGUUCGGUUCCUGGUCUUGAACUUCACCAGCCUCACAGUGUGGGGUCUUAAACCAAAGUGCUUUGUGAUGACUGACCAGAGUGGGGAUUGCUCCAGUGUGCUUCAUCUCACCGUCUACAAACCUCCGGACGAGGUGUCCAUCAGCUUUGUAAACCACACUGGCCCACUGCUUGAAGGACAUCCGUACACCCUCCAGUGCCGUGUCCAGGAAGUUGCUCCUGUUCAGAACCUCACCGUGACCUUCUACAAAGGAGACACCAUGCUGGGCCCGGUACAGUCCAGCAGGAACUCUGUGGAGGCACCGGUGACAGAGACGUUCACCUUCAGCUUCAACUUCAGCAGAGAGGAUGAUGGGGUCCAGUACUGGUGUGAAGCCAAACUGAAUCUGGGACCACACGGACCAGCGUUACCGCUUGUGAUGCAGUCACAGACACUCAAAGCUAUCAGCCUCAGGGCCAAAGGAACCACCAACGCUAACUCUGGACCCUUUAUACCGAGCAUUUUACUCCUGUCCAUCCAGUUCAUUUAUUGGGUAUCAAACCAUGUAUGUUCUAUGUAAGUAACACAAAGCUGUUUUGGAUUAGCUAAGUCCCGCCUACUAGAAAACUAAAACAUGAAAAGACGUUGAAGUAGGACUGAUUAUAUAUGCCGAGGAGUGAGCGGAGCCCAGAAGCGUUAGGUAGCCUUUUGUGAACAGAGGAGCAUAUAUGAUUAGCUCAACCAUCAGACUCCAUAAUGUCUAGAACAUUUCCCUGCCAAAAGGACCCUCUUAAAUAGACAGUAUGUAUUUUUCUGUUACCCUCCUCAAUUGGUGAGGUGCACGGACUAGACCAUUGCUACUUAUAAAUACCCCCUACCAUAAAGAUCUCAUUCAGGUACAGUGUGCAAAUUGCUCACACAUUAGUGCUUAUUUCAUGUAGAAUAUUUCUGUAAAUUGUAAACCGUUAAUAGAAUAUUUGACAAAAGUGCAUAAAACCAUGGAAAUGUAAUGUAAAUUA
This is a messenger RNA of Gadus morhua (Atlantic cod), 1731 nucleotides long. Its product is annotated as vascular cell adhesion protein 1. Gene Ontology annotation, biological process: cell-cell adhesion. The transcript has 6 exons. The record is from RefSeq and is a predicted model, not a curated record. Gene Ontology annotation, molecular function: integrin binding. Gene Ontology annotation, cellular component: membrane. The coding region runs from base 390 to 1292 and encodes 300 amino acids. NCBI's taxonomy places the organism in Eukaryota, Metazoa, Chordata, Actinopteri, Gadiformes, Gadidae.